Vicugna pacos (alpaca) is the source of this 4056-nucleotide messenger RNA. RefSeq names its product apolipoprotein B receptor (gene APOBR). Gene Ontology annotation, molecular function: very-low-density lipoprotein particle receptor activity. NCBI's taxonomy places the organism in Eukaryota, Metazoa, Chordata, Mammalia, Artiodactyla, Camelidae. Gene Ontology annotation, biological process: triglyceride metabolic process; lipid transport. Gene Ontology annotation, cellular component: membrane. The record is from RefSeq and is a predicted model, not a curated record.
AUGCACCUGAGCCCCCUAUGUGACAUACACUCAUUUUCCAGCCUGGGCUGGAAGCAGCUGUGGGCAUUGCAGAAGGUGGGCAGGGCUUGGGGUGGGGAUGUGUCAGGGAGAGUCAGGGGAAGAGGAAGUGUCUUGGGUCCUGGGGAAGACUGACUUGUCUUGGUGGGUGGAGACGGUCAUUGUCAGUUUUCUGGACACAUAGACAGAGACAGACAGGAUGGAGUUCCUCCGACUACAUCUCCCUGGGCUGCAUCAGGCCUUGAGGGGGGCACUGGAUUCUUUAAGCACCUUUGUCUCCUACCUUAUAGGAGAUGAAGUCCCCACUGCAGAAAGGAGGGAGGCGUGGGCAGCUGAGGAACUGGGGGAAGUAGCUGCAGAAAAAUCAGGGAGGACAGUGGAAGAGGAAGCCCAGAAAGCCCUGGGGGGCCUUGGAGGCAGCCAAAGCAAGGGGGUUGGAGGGCUGAGAGGUCCUGGAGAGGCUGGAAGGCACCCAGAGGAAAGCUCAGCUGCAGAACAGACCUGGGGUGGGGGAGAAGGCAGCUCCCACGGGUCUCAAGCAGAUAGGCAGGACACUGGGGCCUGGGAAACAGCUAAGGCCACCAGAUUCCAGGAUUCAAGUGUCCCCUUGGAGACCAGAAAGAAGUCUGAGGCAGGGUCUGAGUCUGGUGGAGACAGGAGGAGCCAAGCCCAGGAGAGUCGGGAGCUCGAUGAGCAGGAAGUGAACAGAGAAGAGACACUGAGAACCUGGGAACAGGAGGAGGAGGAGGAGGAAGAGGUCAGGGCAACAGAGCCAGGGGUAGCUGGAGGGGAGGAGUCAGAGUGGACCUGGCAAAAGGAGCCUGAGGGGAAGGCCAGUGCUGAUGGACUAAAGGUAGCAAGGGACAGCCAGGAGGCAGAGCAGGUGGUCAAGGAGGCAGCUACAAAGGAGAUCCAGGGGCCUGGGGCUAAAGGGCCUGGGAGGGAGGAAGAGGUGGUGGUAGUGGUAAGGCAUGGCCAAAGCACAAGGACACAGAGGACACAGGGGACACAGGAGCCAGAGGCAGAAUCUGAGCACGGGGAACCCUCAGGCAGAGAGGAGGCAGGGACAAGCUCAGGCAUGGAGGAGGCUGCCCUCCCAGGAGUCAAGGAAACAGAAUAUGGGACAGUCCCAGGAGAAAGGAUCCCAGAGGAUACUGGGAGAGUCUGGGCCCUAGAGGAGACCUCCAAGGGAGACCAGGAGGAGGUGGAUGAGAAUAAGGAGUUUGAGGUGAGCCUGUUCCCCAAUCAGACUCAGGCCCUGGGAAUUGAGGGAGUGGAAGAAGUGGCCAGGGACCAGGCAGAAGGGAGGAUGGCUGAGGAAAACCAGGGGUCAGAGAAGGAGGUAGGGGAGGGCUUGGAGGGCCAGGCAGACUGGGCUGAGAAAGAACCCGUGGGGAGGCAAGACUCAGAGAUCAGGGUGGCUCAAGCCAGUCUCAAGGAGGCGGUACAGGCAGAGGAGGCCGGGGAGCAGGAGAGUUGCUGGGCCGCCGAGGCUGGGCUGCCCCAGGGCAAAGUGGCAGACCGACCUGAACAUGAUGCUGACUUGGAGGCAACCCCAGAGGCCAGGGCCGAGAAAGUGUUCAGUAAGGAGAGGGGUGAGGAAGAGGCUCAGACAGGUGGGGAAGCAUUGGAGGUGGAAUGUUGUGGUCUUGAGCACAAAGUCACUGAAGGCAAAGAACCUGAGCUGAUGGAAGCCCCCAAGGCCCCAACAGAGCAACCUGAAGAAGGGCAAGCGGGUAAGGAAGUGUUCUGGAGGGUUCCAGUCCUGAGCGAAGAGGAGACGGAGAGGAGCCUGGAGGAAUAUCCCAGGAACAUGGGUCAUGAAAAGCCUAAUAGCUCUGUGGCCGAAGCCUGGGAACACAGGAGAAGAAGGGGCGUGGAGGGAGGAAAUACCCAGGAGGAAAAAGCAGGUGCUGAUGUGGGGAAGGAGGAGGCUACAGGAGGCCAGGCAGUGGUGGCUGAGGCUGAAGGAGGCCGAGAGCCUGCACAACCAGAGAUCCCAGAGACAAGUGGGGAGUGGAUCAAAGCAAAGGAAGCGGGACGUGGAGCAGAGGAGGAGGAGGCCCCUGGCACUGAGAACCAGGAGCUGAGUGGAGGGCAUAGGGCGGAAGCAGGGACUGGCCAGUCACUGGGAGAGUCAGAUGCCAGAGAAACCAAGGAGGAGGAGGUGGAGGCCACUGUGCCCUGCGGGGCAGACAGAACAUCCAGCAGAGGCUGGAGGCCGGAGGUGGAGGCUCUGAGCCUCCAGGAUGGCGAGGACAUGCAGGCAAAUUCUUUGGCUGCCGAGAUAGUGGAAGAUAAGGCAGCUCUGGGUGGAAGGGCUGCUGGGGAAGGUCCUGAAAGAGAGGCAGGGGAAGCAUUCAAGAGAGGCUGGGAUUCAGAAGAGAGAGAGGAAGCUGGUGGAAGUGAGGAGAUGGCGGAGGCUGCAGAGGAAGGGAAUAGAGGUGGGCAGGAGUCUGGCCUGGAGGGCUUAGCAGAGGCUUUUGAGGCCAUGGAGGGUGAGCAGGGGGGAGAGCAGGCAGAGGUUAGGGAUUCUGCAGUGGCGGAAGGAAGCUGUGGGAUGGAUGGCUUUACCUCGGGCUCCCAGGCGGUAGGGGCAGAGGGCCUCCCAGGAGAGCAGACUCUGUUGGAAAAAGAGUCUGAGGGAUGGGAGGCAGGGGAGCAGGGGCAAGACAGUGAGGGGCAACGUGGGGACCAGCACCCCGAGGGACAGGCCCAAAGGCCCCUUGAUGUGGAGGAUGACGAGGUGGCUGGAGACCAAAAGGCGGAGGCUGAGGACAUUGAUCCACGAGGCCUGGAGGAUGUCCAAGGCCAGGAAGACCAGUCAACAAAGCAGGACCCUGCAGAGGCCAAGCCUGGACCAUGUGGGGAGGCCUCAGGGAGAGUUGGAGAGGAUGUUCACAGCAGUUGGAGUGAGGCCCUGCUGCCUGGGUCUCGCCUAGAUGUCUCUGUCCCGAGGAGCCGUGUACUCCUCUCCCGCAGCUCCUCACAGCGCCGCUCCAGGCCCUCUUUGCGACGGACCCCCGGCCCUGAGCACCUGGAGGAGCCUCCCAGCCCUCCAUCCAAGGAAGAGCUGUCAGCCCCUGAGCAGAGACUUCUCCAGCCGGAGGGCCUCCAAGAGCCAAGCCCCCCAAGGUCUGAAGGGACCCCAUUGCCAGCCAGGAGAAUGCCUCUGGGACAAGGGUUUGGCCUCGCACACCCUGGCAUGAUGCAGGAACUGCGAGCCAGGCUGAGCCAGCCAAAGCCCUAGUGACCGGGAGCCUGGCCCCAAGCAAGACUCGGAAGGUUGGGUUGAACCCUGCUCAGCCUGACUCCCUCUGCCACUUUGGAUGCAUCCUUUCCACCCUCUGGGCCUUAGUUUCUCGGCGUGUCAUUCACGGAGCAGACAGAACCCAAUGUCUGCGAGAACCAUGAACUUAAGGAGUCUGACCCUCCAGUGUGGCUGAUGGACCACUGUCCCUCGGGAUCCCCUCUUUCCAAUGGCCUGUCUUGACUACCUCCUCAACCUGUCUCAGCUGCCUGGAGGACUGAGAUGGGACAGAAACAAUUCUCCCCACAGCCUUCCCUCUCUGACUGCCCCUACUCCCCCCACCAAUCCCUGCUCCCCAGUGCCACCCCCGCCUCUGGGGUGGAAGGCAGCCUAGAGAAAAGGGUCAGGGGGGCCUGUGGAGCUUCAUUUGCAAUCAAAAGUUGAUGGGAAGCAGAACCAGCUGCCCUGAGCUUCCAAAAUGGGAGCUCAGCCUCAGAAUUCUGCUGGUUACUAUGGCAACCAGCAGCUGAACAAGCCAGAGUGGAGGAAGGUGGACUAGGAACCCCAAAAAUGUAGGAGCAGAGAGGAGACCAGGGUGGCAGGAAGCUGCAGACUCCUUUUGGGUGUCAGGCACCCCUUCUCUGAAAAGAAGUGGAGGCAGAGAGAGGAUGGGAGUGCUUUAUUAGGCACCCAGCAUGGUGGCCUAGUCUGAGGAUGACUAGCAAGUCCUGGAAACAAUAAAUAAACCAUCAUUUCCCUAAACAAUAAAUAAAUAUCCAAGAAAUAAA